Molecule: messenger RNA, 1814 nt
Organism: Phyllostomus discolor (pale spear-nosed bat)
Lineage: Eukaryota; Metazoa; Chordata; Mammalia; Chiroptera; Phyllostomidae
Gene: NT5DC2
Product: 5'-nucleotidase domain containing 2
Molecular function (GO): 5'-nucleotidase activity
Source: RefSeq, a predicted model, not a curated record
GUGGACGGACAGACUGGCCGAGGGCUCAGCGGGUGGCGCGCGGGCAUGGUGGGUGCGGGGCUGCGGGCGGCCGCUCGGCGCUGGCUGCCGAGCCCAGGCCACGGCGGGCCGCGAGCCGCCUCGUCCUCGCCCUCCUGCUCUGGCUGCGGCCCCCCGGGUCCCGGCGCCCACUGCCCGGGCGCUCCGCGCUCUGCGCCCUCCCCGGCACCCGCCGGUGGCGCCGAGCUCAGCUCGCACCUGUGGGCUCGUUACCAAGACAUGCGGAGGCUGGUGCACGACCUCCUGCCCCCCGAGGUGUGCAGUCUCCUGAACCCAGCAGCCAUCUAUGCCAACAAUGAGAUCAGCCUGCAUGAUGUUGAGGUCUAUGGCUUCGACUAUGACUACACACUGGCCCAGUAUGCAGACUCACUGCACCCAGAGAUCUUCAGUGCUGCCCGAGACAUUCUGAUUGAGCACUACAAGUACCCAGAGGGUAUUCGGAAGUAUGACUACAACCCCAGCUUUGCCAUCCGUGGCCUCCACUAUGACAUUCAGAAGAGCCUUCUGAUGAAGAUUGAUGCCUUCCAUUACGUGCAGCUGGGAACAGCCUACAGGGGCCUGCAGCCUGUGCCAGAUGAGGAGGUGAUUGACCUGUACGGGGGAACCCAGCACAUCCCACUGUACCAAAUGAGUGGCUUCUAUGGCAAGGGCCCCUCCAUCAAGCAGUUCAUGGACAUCUUCUCACUGCCAGAGAUGGCACUGCUGUCCUGCGUGGUGGAUCACUUCUUGGGCCAUGGCCUGGAGUUUGACCAAGCACAUCUCUACAAGGAUGUAACGGAUGCCAUUCGAGACGUGCACGUGAAGGGCCUUAUGUACCAGUGGAUCGAACGGGACAUGGAGAAGUACAUCCUGAGAGGGGAGACCUACGCUGUCCUGAGCCGCCUGGUGGACCAUGGGAAACAGCUGUUCCUCAUCACCAACAGUCCUUUCAGUUUCGUGGACAAGGGGAUGCGGCACAUGGUGGGUCCUGACUGGCGCCAGCUCUUUGAUGUGGUCAUCGUCCAGGCAGACAAGCCCAGCUUCUUCACUGACCCCCGCAAACCUUUCAGAAAACUUGACGAGAAGGGCUCACUUCAUUGGGACCGGAUCACCCGCCUGGAAAAGGAGAUCUAUCGGCAGGGAAACCUAUUUGACUUCCUGCGUCUGACAGAAUGGCGUGGCCCCCGUGUGCUCUACUUCGGAGACCACCUCUACAGUGACCUGGCAGACCUCAUGCUGCGGCACGGCUGGCGCACAGGUGCCAUCAUCCCCGAGCUGGAGCGUGAGAUUCGCAUCAUCAACACAGAGCAGUACAUGCACUCACUGACAUGGCAGCAGGCGCUCACGGGGCUGCUGGAGCGCAUGCAGACCUACCAGGAUGCCGAGUCUCGGCAGGUGCUGGCUGCCUGGAUGAAGGAGCGGCAGGAGUUGAGGUGUAUCACCAAGGCCCUGUUCAACGCACAGUUCGGGAGCAUCUUCCGCACCUUCCACAACCCCACCUACUUCUCAAGGCGCCUUGUGCGCUUCUCCGACCUGUACAUGGCCUCCCUCAGCUGCCUGCUCAACUACCGUGUGGACUUCACCUUCUACCCGCGCCGCACACCCCUGCAGCAUGAGGCACCACUCUGGAUGGACCAGCUCUGCACCGGCUGCAUGAAGACCCCCUUCCUCAGUGACAUGGCCCACAUCCGCUGAGGGCAUCUUUAUUGUCCAGAACAGGCCCCGGUCCCUCCUGCCCUGCCCACUCUGGGCGUUUGUCCAAAUGAGCAAUAAAGUGGUCCUCCCCUGCUUCUGUC